GCUUGCCAGGAAGGCGCUUAUGCCACUGAGCUACAUCCCCGGCUCACGCGUUUAGUUUCUGUUGGUUCUGAGCUUAUUCCAUGCUCAGCAGAAGAACUGCGAUUGUCUUUCCCUGGUUUGUAGGGGAUGACCAAGACAGUGAGAAGUCCAAGCCAGCAGGCUCGGAUGGUGAGCGGCGAGGGGUGAAGAGACAGCGGGAUGAGAAAGAUGAGCAUGGCCGCGCCUACUACGAGUUUCGAGAGGAGGCGCACCACAGCCGUUCCAAGUCACCACCACCUCCUGAGGAAGAGGCAAAGGAGGAGGAGGAAGAUCAGACUCUCGUGAACCUGGACACGUGUAUGUAUAAGACAAAAAGGUUGGGGGUUUUAAGUACUCUGCUAAAAGGAAUUUUGGGGAUUAGACCUGGCCUGCAU
Chinchilla lanigera (long-tailed chinchilla) is the source of this 413-nucleotide messenger RNA. Its product is annotated as heterogeneous nuclear ribonucleoprotein U-like protein 2. The annotation marks the transcript as partial. The transcript has 2 exons. Lineage: Eukaryota; Metazoa; Chordata; Mammalia; Rodentia; Chinchillidae. The record is from RefSeq and is a predicted model, not a curated record.